AUGAGGUGCAUCGCAUUGAUAGUGGCCACCAUUGGGGCCAUUCUCGCCGUUGGCCAUGCUGCAAGUCCACCUUCAGCGAUAGUAUAUUCCGCAGGCAACACGGCCAAAAUUCCAGGCUGGAAUUUGCAAUCAGUGCUUCAUGCCCCGAGCAACCUCGCAGAACUUUCACAACCUGGCGCCAAUGUGGCGAAUUGGUCUCGAGUCAGCUCUCGUGCAACAGUAAUGGCUGGGCUUAUUGAGACUGGCGUAUACAGCGAUAGCAACUUGUGGUUCUCCGACAACCUCAACAAGAUCGUCGAUCGUUCGGUUUUCGGCGCUCCAUGGCUCUACCGUGAAGAGUUCACGGUCAACCCCUCGGUAGAAGAACACUAUUUCCUUAUUACCCAUGGAAUAACAUCAAAGGCCGAUAUUUGGCUCAAUGGGAGAAAGCUAGCGGACAAGGAAUUCCAACAGGGCUCUUAUGGUGGUCAUAAAUAUGAGGUCUCGGACUUUCUACAACCAGGAGUUAACGCCAUUCUCAUUCAAGCUUAUGAGACAAGCUACCUGCUCGAUUCGGCAAUGGGGUUCGUCGAUUGGAAUCCAUAUCCCCCUGAUAAUGGAACUGGAGUGUGGCGUGAUGUUGAGAUCUCCCAGACUGGGCCUGUUUCCCUUGCACCGAUACGUUUUAUACAUGACUGGACGCCAGGGAAGACAUCGACAAGGAUUACUAUCAGGGUCAAUGCAACUAAUCUUGAGAGCCGUACUAUUGACGGAACACUUGCCGGCAAAAUCACACUCGGAAGCCAACAAUUAGCUCUCACCCAAACUUUCACACUCGCAGCGCACGAGGAAAAGACUGUAUCUAUGACUGGACAGAUCCGUGAUCCGCAAAUCUGGUGGCCAUGGCUUUGGGGUGACCAGCCUCUGUAUAACAUCACAGUAAUGGCCCUGGUGAAUAAUGAAUUAUCAGAUAUCGCCGAGCCUCGUCGUGUCGGCAUCCGCUACAUCCAAUCCGGACUAAAUAGCCAUGGAGACCGUACGUUCAGCGUCAACGGACUGCGGUUUCUUCCUCUUGGAGGAGGUUAUAGUCCAGAUAUGUUUAUGCGAUGGGAUACAGAAUACGUGAAAAAAAAGUUUGAGCUGAUGAUUGAUAUGGGAAUGAACACCGUGCGGCUAGAAGGCAAGCAAGAGCAUCCGGAGCUUUUCGACCUAGCAGACGAGAUGGGUCUCAUGAUCAUGUCUGGGUGGGAGUGCUGUGACUGGUGGGAGGGAUGGACAUACAACGAAGAUGUUCCUGACUAUGUUCGAUUCACGGAUCAUGACUAUCUGAUUGCAAAUUACUCAAUGCUACAUGAAGCUUCGAUGAUGCAGACCCAUCCUAGUAUUCUUGCAUUUCUGGUAGGCUCGGACUAUUGGCCUGACGACAGAGCUGCAUCAAUAUACGUCAACGCCUUAAAGUCUUGGGAUUGGCCGAAUCCCGUCAUAGCAUCGGCGGGAGAGUUAGGGUUUCCGGAUAUUCUAGGAUCUUCAGGGAUGAAAAUGGAUGGACCUUACGAUUAUGUUCCGCCUAAUUAUUGGUAUGGAGAUCAAGUGGGAGCGGCAUUUGGUUUUGGGUCAGAAGAAGGACCGGGUGUUGGUACUCCAGAAAUUCGUAGUCUGAAGAAUUUCCUGUCGGACGUCGAUUUGAAUGAUUUGUGGACGCAGCCUACUAAAGGGUUGUUUCACAUGUCCAGUGAUGUGUCGUCAUUCUAUGAUCGAUCCGUUUAUAACAACGCUUUGUGGAAUCGAUAUGGUUCGCCGAAAAGCCUGGAUGAUUACCUUCUCAAAGCUCAGAUGAUGGAUUACGAAGCGACACGUGCCGAAUUUGAAGGGUUUACAUCCCUUCAGGAUGCCUCCAGACCCUCAACUGGAGUGAUCUACUGGAUGAUGAAUAGUGCCUGGCCAAAUCUUCACUGGCAACUCUUUGAUUAUUAUUUGAAUCCUGCAGGCUCGUAUUUUGGAUCCAAGGUUGGAGCCCGCCCGGAACACAUAUCGUUCAGUUAUGACAAUGGCACGGUCUACAUUAUCAACCGGUUCAACUUUCUUGGGAAAGGAGAAAGUGCUUCCCGUUGGGUGGCUAUUGAUCUCAUUGAUACAGCUGGUAGAAGUCUGUAUCAUCAGACGCUCAAAGUAAAUACAAUGCCGAACCACUCCCAACAGAUUGCCAAUAUUGCCCAUGCAAUCAGCAAGAUCAAAGACGUGGCAUUCUUGCGUCUUAUUCUUUCGUCUGAUCCAAAGAGCGAUAAGGUACUGAGCCGGAAUGUAUACUGGCUUGCAUCUCAAAAUGAUGUUUUGAAUUGGAACGAAUCAACUUGGUUUUAUACUCCUAUUUCUACAUACGCCGAUUAUUCUUCUUUACAGAAUUUGUCUGGAGCGAAUGUCGUGACGACCGUCAAACGAGAUUCCUCGGCCGAAUCAACAACCACAUUAUGGGUGCAUCUAGAAAACAAGUCUGAUGUCACUGCAUUCUUUAUUCGCUUGGUUCUUAUCGACUCAGAGACAGAUAAGAGCAUCGAUCCGCCUUUUUGGUCCGACAACUACGUAACCCUAUUUCCACAUGAGUCGCUCGACCUGACUGUAUCAUUCAAGUCAUUGCUGUCGGCUAGUCCUGCCAUUGAAGUGUCAGGUGGAAACCUUGCUAAACAAGUAAAUGUGUAUAUGAUACGUCUCAAUUAUUACAAACUACACUCAGUGUCAAAACAGUUGAGGUGCACUAUGAAAAUUUGUACCGAACUUUUGUAUCAACCAUUGACUCUUCUCGAUUGCCUUCAUACGUUUUGCGGCUCGUGUCUCAAAGAAUGGUUCUCGUGGCAAGCGGUUCGACCGCGAUCGUCCGGAUCGGCGUCACGAUUCACGUGCCCAGCAUGUAGAGCUGCUGUUCGUGCAACGAGGCCAAAUGCGACGGUGACGACGUUGUUGGAUAUGGUUUUGGUAGCGAACCCUGAGCGUGAUAGGACGGCGGAGGAAAAAGAAGUGAUUGCGAAGAAAUAUAAACCAGGUGAUCAAGUACUUGUAUCGCCAGGUGGUUCUGAUGCUGAAUCGGAUGGGGAUGAUCGACGACUACUCGCGGAGGGUGCGAAUGGUCAUAGGAGGAGAACGUCAGCGAGCCAUUCGGCGGAUGGUCGUCGGCAAAGAAGUGCAGAUAAUCGGGAUCAUCACCAUCACAAUGUAGCUAGGAAUGGUGCUCGGGCGGGAGCUGCCACCGGCACCACCAAUAAUGAACCCACGAGACGGAUCGAGCACCAGUCGAGCUUACGGUCUUUGCUAAGUGCAUCGGAUGUCGAAGACAAUACCCAAGAAGAAAUCGUUCGCUUGAUAAUGGAGGAAGGCUUGUUGGAUGGGAUUGAUUUAAGUGGUCUGGAUCAAAGUCAAGAGGAGGAGCUUAGCGAUCGACUUGUGCAGAUAUUCCUCAGCAGGCAUCCUGAUCGAUCACGCCAACCGCGGAGGAGUAGCGAUCAGACGGAAAGGACAAGAGCACCAGAGCAUCGCCGGUCUCGGUCGCAGACAUUGCAAAGUCAACCCCAGAAUUCCAAUCAGGCUGAAACCACCUCUCGGCAUCCGCCUGUGUCAAGGCCACAUCUGCUAGGGGUAUCGUCGGAUCAACAUAAUCACCGCCGAAGGGCUUCUGAUGAGACUCGACGACGUAGGACGUCGCCAACGCCUGUGGCUCCUGCUUCUACAUCUGAGACUGCGUUGAGACCAGCGUUGCGGUCAUCCAGUGACAUUUCGAGCCAAAGACCCCGUGCUUCUCCAUCGCGGCCGAGAACCAGAGAAUCAUCAACGGCUUCUGUAACGAGACGCUCAACUGAACCAGAAGGGCGUGCUUCUGACGUAUGGGCAGGAGUCACUGCGUCACAGCAAAAUGUUGCCUCUAGACAGGCGGUAGCCUCUGCUUUAACGAACAGACCUUGGGCUACUAUUCCGACAGAGCGCACUUUUUCAGCUUCAACUAGCUCACUACCAGGAGUUUCGACAAGUGAUGCCCAGUCUCCUACUAGCAAUGUGCAGUCAUCGAGUCGUCGUAGUACGGCGACAAGAUCUGGACCCGGGAGGCAGACCGUAAACAGAGUUCCUUCAACGCACUACGCUGAACCUUCGAUAUCAUGUGAACGAUGCGGGAAGACGGACAUUCAGUACGAGCUGCACAAGCGCUGUCUCAAGUGUAAAGACGGGAAUUAUCAUGUAUGUUUACGUUGCUAUCGUGUCGGCCAGGGCUGUCUGCAUUACUACGGCGUGGGCAGCAUUGGCGAGAUGAACUUUAACAAAGCGCAUCACCCUGCUCUUCGAUCAACCGUUGAAAUACCGCAUACUAUGAAAUCACAGCGUUAUCGACGGCCAAAGGAAGGCUCGUCGCGGGUUACGUCCGAUGGGAAGCAAAUGACGGAUGACAAUCCAUCCAGCAGAUUGCAGGAAGGGAUGUUCUGCGAUGUAUGCCACUCCGUUGCGAAUGGAUGUUUCUGGCAAUGCGACGAGUGUAAUGAGUCUGAAUGGGGCUAUUGUCGGCGUUGUGUGAAUCAAGGGCGCUGUUGCAAUCAUCCAUUGUUGCCCAUUCGCCGUACAUCAUCCGAAUCUCCGGCCACAUCUCCAACCGACGUUACUCCAUUGGGACCUAUCACUCCUCCGGUCUCGAUACAAAAGGGGCCUGCGGGGCAGGCUACAUAUCAAGUUUUGUCAUUUUCAACCGAGUGCGAUAUUUGUAAAUACCCCAUCGCCCCAUCGUCCACUCGCUUUCACUGUCUGCAAUGCAACGAAGGCGACUACGACGUCUGCACAAACUGCUACCUGAAACUAGUGGUAUCCGGCAAAAUCAGCAAAGAAAACGGACACAGCGGUUGGCGUCGCUGUCUAAAAGGCCAUCGCAUGAUUGUCGUAGGAUACGAAGACCAUGAAAAAGGGCAGCGACGAGUCAUUGUUCGCGAUAUUGUAGGCGGCUACACACUCAAAGACGAGCAGGUCAACAACCAACCCCCUUCAUCAUCUUCGGCGUCCAUCGCCUCGCCCGAACUCGGCACGGGAGACUGGUCCUGGAAAGAAGGCAACACAAAGCGCAAAAAGGCCGGUCGUGCGCGUACUUCUCACGUCAACGCACUAGAGUCGGGUUCACCAUCGUCCCCAUCCUCGCAAACGGCUACGCCAACACCAACACCAACAACAUCUCCACCUGAUCGUCGCACUGCAAACACAAUCCCACCGGAUGGCGGUUACGGCCUCAUCCUCAGCGCAAACUGGUCUUAUUUCGCCGAGGAGUCCUGCACGGAUGAGCUAUCCUUCCCUCGUGGCGCGGAGAUCACGGAAGCAGAGAAUAUAAACGAUGAGUGGUACUGGGGGUAUUAUGCGGGAAGAACGGGACUGUUUCCUGGGGCGUAUUGUUCGAUGGUCAGGGAGGUUGUCUGA
Talaromyces marneffei is the source of this 5412-nucleotide messenger RNA. RefSeq lists its product as uncharacterized. Gene Ontology annotation, molecular function: zinc ion binding; hydrolase activity, hydrolyzing O-glycosyl compounds; protein binding. The record is from RefSeq and is a predicted model, not a curated record. NCBI's taxonomy places the organism in Eukaryota, Fungi, Ascomycota, Eurotiomycetes, Eurotiales, Trichocomaceae. Gene Ontology annotation, biological process: carbohydrate metabolic process. The transcript is spliced from 4 exons. The coding region runs from base 1 to 5412 and encodes 1803 amino acids.